AUGGCAGGCAAAUAUGACCACGAUCGUGUGGUCGCGUCGGGGCUGCAACUUCGCGGCACUCCGGAAGAUAGCGGCGCGACUCGUAGAAAAACUGUUGCUAGCAGGCGAUCCCUCGCGGAUUCACCGCGUUAUGUCGCCAUGCCGAGCUCUCCCAAGGCGAGCAGGUGGAGCAAGGCCAAGAAGGCUUGUGUAGGUGGGGCCAAGAAAUGCGCGAAACUCGUCGCCGACAAGGUGACUUUCAAGGAUGUGGCCAAAAUGGCGGCCAACGAGGCGGCUUCGGGCAGCGGGAUGGCGAUCGACGCGGCGGGAGGCGUCGCAGCCGCGCGGAAGGGGGACAAAAAAGGCGUCAAGAAUGCAGCGGUGAAUGUCGCGAAGGGCGCUGGCUCACUCGCGGCUGCCGCGUUGGUUCCGCACGGCGCGCUCGCGUUCAGCGCGACGAGCUUCGCGGCGGGCAAGGCGAAACCCCACGUGGAAAAAGCGGUGAAGGAGCAGAAGGAGAAGCGUCAGGAGAAGCGCAACAGCAGCUUCCACCAGAUGAAGUAG
Molecule: messenger RNA, 543 nt
Organism: Closterium sp. Naga37s-1
Lineage: Eukaryota; Viridiplantae; Streptophyta; Zygnematophyceae; Desmidiales; Closteriaceae
Source: the annotation of a GenBank genome assembly